This is a messenger RNA of Dermacentor silvarum, 1350 nucleotides long. RefSeq lists its product as uncharacterized. NCBI's taxonomy places the organism in Eukaryota, Metazoa, Arthropoda, Arachnida, Ixodida, Ixodidae. The coding region runs from base 1 to 1350 and encodes 449 amino acids. The record is from RefSeq and is a predicted model, not a curated record. The transcript is spliced from 7 exons.
AUGACUAGCCAAGUAACACCGGCACAGCUGGCCGUAAGCCAACCUCGCAAGCCACGAACAUUCCAUGGUGACUCGUUCGAAGACGUGGAAGACUGGUGUGCCGAACGACCUGAAGCCCUGCGGGAACUCAACCGGUCAGUGAUCAGGGAAGAGGUCAACAAGUUGCAGACACCUCAGACUCCAACUGCACUAUCUAUCGUCGAAUUUGUCGGGGACGAACUGAGGCAGGUCCUACGGGAUCCAGAGCGUGAGCCACAGCCGCUGCGGCACACCUCGACGUACGCCGACGUACUCAGGCAACCCGCGGUACACAGUAGUGCAGCAGUUGCCACGACCGUUCCCUACCCGCCGACACCUAACGACAACGUCAACUGCUCUGCCAGGAACCUGCAGUGUCGACAGAUCAAUUACCGUCAACCCACGACUCCCGGAUGCCCAAAGGAAACAGAUCUAUGCCCUGAUAAAGGAUUUUUCUGGCAGCUUCUCUACUUCCUCGAAGCUCCAAUGGUCCGAGAGUUCAGCGGCGCAGGCUUUGCGCCACCUCCUUCGAGAGAUGGGGCCACGCUGCAUGACAAGGCCGGCAGCAUCCAGCGCAUCGCGUCUGUCGCCGCGGAAGCAAUACAAGCCUUCUUCGGACACGUCGUGUUUCAUGGAAGAAAUGAAGCGGUCAAUGACCACCCCACCACACUGAGCCGGUUGCACCAAGUGGUGAAAAAAGCCAGGACAACGCCUUUCCCGACUUUACAAAGGUCCUCCAAGUGCGACGAAAGUCGUCGCUCGUCACGCGCGACCGACGACACUGGAGGAGUCGGACAGAGCAGUCGACGCUCGUCACGUAGUGCCGCGGAUGACGAGCGCCGGUGUUCGGAGGACAGGCACCACCACCAUCACCAGCGCUCGCACCCCUCGCACAGGCGCGAGUCCUCGCUGGCGGGACCGGAAGCGUGCCGUCGGAAGGGCAGCUCGCUACUUCCUCCGGACGUGGACACUGGAAGUCGAAGGGCGUCCAAGGCACCGUCGCUCCUGGUCACCGACGAGGAGACCGGUCAGCAGCGCAAGCCGGACGACGAGCUCGACUCGCCCAAGCGCCGGAUUAUCAUAUUCGUGAUCAGUUCGGUGGCGUGCUUCAUUCUGUUCAUGAGUGUGGUGCUCAUCGCCGUCACCCUCACCAUCUCGCCGGCCAUCGACAGCAUAGGUAUCAGUGUACCUCAUAGAGUGGACAAGCUUGCCUUUCCAUUUCCACAUCCCUGUCCCGCGGGAAUGUAUUAUCUUCCACAAGAGAGUGAUGUUCGUGAUAACAUGCAAAUUUAUGGAACAAUGAUGCUCUAUGCAGCCAUCAUGGAAACUUGA